AUGUCGGAGGGAGAAAAAGAUCUCAUAUCGGUUACGGAGAGCUUUAACGCCACUUUGACUGCAGUCCGCAGCGUCUCAGGACCCAAGUAUUAUGUUUUGUUGACAGUAAUGGUCAUUGUUGUAGUUGUAACCAUCCUGGGUAACGGGCUGGUCAUUGUAGCCUUUAAAGUGGACAAGUGUUUGAGAAGACAGUGCAGCUACUAUCUGCUGAAUUUGGCCAUAUCAGAUUUCCUUGUAGGUGCGUUCUGCGUCCCCGUCUACAUCCCCUACGUUCUCAGAGGCAAAUGGAUUUUGGGCAGAGGACUGUGUAAACUGUGGCUGGUUAUGGACUACGUCCUCUGCUGUGCUUCAGUCUUCAACAUUGUCCUGAUCAGCUAUGACCGGUUCCAGUCUGUCACCAGACCCGUUUCUUAUCAUGCCAGACAGGGGAAGACUUAUCCAACUAUAAUCAAGAUGAUUGUGGUGUGGGUGCUCGCCUUCAUCUUGUACGGCCCCGCCAUCAUAUUUUGGGAUGUGAUUGUUGGCCAGAGCCAUGUGCCAGAGGAUGAGUGCUUGGCUGAGUUCUCUUCCUCUUGGUACUUCCUGCUGACUGCAUCCACGUUUGAGUUCUUCUGUCCUUUCAUCUCGGUGGCUUUCUUCAACAUCAGUAUUUACCUCAAGAUACGCAGGAGGAUGCUGCACAGCAGGGAGGAACAGCACCGCAUCCAGGUCUGCAUGCUGGCCUCUGCCCAAUUGUCCAACAACUGCGGGGUUGAGAUGAACCAGGAUUUACAGGGUUCAGUCCCCUCCCAGAACCCCUCUCCUCAACAUGUCAACCUUGACCACCCCACCGACAUUACUGCCAGGCCAAGCCGUCUGUACAGGGAUAGGAAAAUUGCGAAGACGCUGGCUAUCAUCGUUUUUGUGUUUGCCAUCUGCUGGGCCCCGUACACCCUACUAAUGAUCAUCUGCGCUGCCUGCAAAGAGCAGUGCAUCCAGAAUAUCGGGUACAAGAUCACCUUCUGGCUCCUGUGGAUCAACUCGGCUCUUAACCCGUUCCUGUACUUCAUUCGCCAUAGUAGCUUCCGCAGAGCUUUUGGCAAGAUUCUCUGCCCAAAGCGGCGCAUGCCUCCGCACUCACCUGAUUUCAACUGA
This is a messenger RNA of Thalassophryne amazonica, 1134 nucleotides long. RefSeq names its product histamine H3 receptor-like. Gene Ontology annotation, cellular component: membrane. Gene Ontology annotation, molecular function: histamine receptor activity. Bases 1 to 1134 code for a protein of 377 amino acids. The transcript is spliced from 3 exons. Gene Ontology annotation, biological process: adenylate cyclase-activating adrenergic receptor signaling pathway. Lineage: Eukaryota; Metazoa; Chordata; Actinopteri; Batrachoidiformes; Batrachoididae. The record is from RefSeq and is a predicted model, not a curated record.